Messenger RNA from Rhododendron vialii, 1153 nucleotides. Its product is annotated as transcription factor RAX1-like. The record is from RefSeq and is a predicted model, not a curated record. The coding region runs from base 168 to 1001 and encodes 277 amino acids. NCBI's taxonomy places the organism in Eukaryota, Viridiplantae, Streptophyta, Magnoliopsida, Ericales, Ericaceae. The transcript is spliced from 3 exons.
AGAAAAGGACUAGCUGGUAUUUGACUUCUGUUUUUAUCACUAAACAAAUGUCCUCCAGUAAUUGUCCCCAGCCUCAGCUCUCUCCAUAAAAAGCAGCCUAGGAACUUUACAACUCUGUCCAUUUAAGAAGAGACCCACUUUGCUUCCUCAGAGAGAGAGAGAGAGAGAUGGGGAGGGCUCCCUGCUGUGACAAGGAUAAUGUGAAGAGAGGGCCAUGGUCAGCUGAAGAAGACUCAAAGCUUAAGGAUUUCAUACACAAAUAUGGCACUGGUGGAAAUUGGAUCUCUCUCCCUCAAAAAGCUGGUCUGAAGAGAUGUGGAAAGAGCUGCAGAUUGAGAUGGCUAAACUAUUUGAGGCCCAACAUAAAACAUGGUGAAUUUUCAGAUGAAGAAGAUAGGGUAAUCUGCACCUUGUUUGCCACCAUUGGAAGCAGGUGGUCAGUUAUAGCCGCUAAUUUACCCGGCAGAACCGACAACGACAUCAAAAACUACUGGAACACCAAGCUCAAGAAGAAGCUCAUGGGGAUAGCAAUUCAAUCAAACCAAACAGAACCCCAACCCAUUCAAAUACCACACCCCCAGUUCCAAUCAUUACCCACUACUCUAUCCCCCAUGUAUACAGAUUUCGGUUCAAGUUACAACACCAAUCCAUUUCCAAACACUGGUUCUCUCAUUCAAACUCCAGAGAGCUUCUUCUCCUCUUCUGAUAGAAGCUACAGUCAGAUCAGCUAUGGAGGAGACAUCAAACAAGAGGAGAUGUGCUUUCAGAGCUUUAUCCCAAAUGGGUAUGAAGAAAACCAGAAGUUCAUGAUUGAUUUUGGCAACAACAUUGGAGGAGGUGAUGAAAACCUGAGUUCAUGGAAUGAUGAUCAGAAGCCAAAUGGGUAUUUUGGGAAUACCAGUUUUCCAGUAGAGUGUGAUCCUAAUAGUUAUGGGAGCAACGGCUUUUCCUUGUUCAAUGAUGAAAGCAGGACACAGCAGAGGAGUUUGUACUAUUACUGAUAUGAGUGAUUUGUAAGUAAAUGUUCAGAAAGAUUUGAAGGGGAUGGAGUGGUUGGGGAGGAGAUUUUCAGACAAAUUGACUUUCAGUUUCUGGGGGUUUGUGGUGUGAUGCGUACAUAAAAAUGAAACAAAAACGUUCUUCUCUUUUUUUC